This is a messenger RNA of Lodderomyces jiufengensis, 1191 nucleotides long. RefSeq names its product bifunctional diacylglycerol cholinephosphotransferase/ethanolaminephosphotransferase. Gene Ontology annotation, molecular function: phosphotransferase activity, for other substituted phosphate groups. Gene Ontology annotation, cellular component: membrane. Bases 1 to 1191 code for a protein of 396 amino acids. The transcript has a single exon. The record is from RefSeq and is a predicted model, not a curated record. Gene Ontology annotation, biological process: phospholipid biosynthetic process. Lineage: Eukaryota; Fungi; Ascomycota; Pichiomycetes; Serinales; Debaryomycetaceae.
AUGGGACUUUUCAUACCUACAGAUAAAUUACAUAAUUUAAAGUUAUACAAAUAUCAAUCAGAAGAUCAUUCAUUAAUAUCAAAAUAUGUAUUAAAAAAAUGGUGGAAUUGGUUUGUUUUAAUUUUUCCAACUUCAAUGGCACCAAAUUUAAUUACAUUAUUAGGAUUAUUUUGGAUUAUUGCAAAUUUAUUAGUUGUAUUUUACUAUGAUCCUUACUUAAAUGAGACAUCCCCAAGAUGGUGUUAUUUUUUUUACGCAAUUGGAUUAUUUAUGUAUCAAACAUUUGAUGGAUGUGAUGGAUGUCAUGCAAGAAGAACAGGACAAAGUGGUCCAUUGGGUGAAUUAUUUGAUCAUUCAAUUGAUGCUAUAAAUACUACUUUAGGAGCUAUUGUUUUUGGUAGUGUUAUGAAAAUGGGAUAUGGAGGAUUAUUAAUGUUAUCACAAUUUGCAUCAGUUUGUAAUUUUUAUACAUCAACUUGGGAAGAAUAUCAUACUCAUAAAUUAUUUUUGUCUAAAUUUUCAGGUCCUGUUGAAGGUAUAUUAAUGAUUUGUUCUGUUUAUAUUUUGACUGGUAUAUUUGGACCAGAUAUUUGGAAUAUCGAAUUGUUUGAUUUAAACUUAACUUCAUUUGGUUAUGGAAUUUACCAAAUUAAUAGUUCAUUGAUUUAUGUUGUUUUAGGUUUAGGGUCAUUGUAUUUUAAUAUCAUUUCAGCAAUGAACAAUGUUGCAAAAUAUUAUGAAGACAAAGAUGGCGAAGAUAACAAAAAGACUAACUUUGAAAUUAAAAAUGCUUAUCAAGGUUUAAUACCAUUCUUUGCAUAUUAUGGAUUACUUAUAGUCUAUCUCUGGUUUUACCCAACCAUUGUAACAGACUAUGGUUUCCCACUAAUUUUAUCAAUUGGUUGUACUAUCGCAUUCAGUGUUGGUCGAAUCAUCUUAGCUCAUUUAACAUUACAACAAUUCCCAAUGAUUCAAACUCCAAUGUUUGUACCAUUAGGUCAAUUAAUUUUGAGUAAAAUUUUGAUAAACAUUUACAAAUACAACCAAAACAAAGUAUUAAAUGCUAUAAGUUGGUUAGGUUUUGGGGUAACUUUAGGUAUUCAUGGAAUAUUUGUUGCAGAAAUUAUAACAGAAAUAACUCAAUAUUUAGACAUUUAUGCCUUAUCCAUAAAACAUAAAAAAGUUAAUUAA